AUGGCUAAUAUCGUCGGAAAUCCACACGAGCUCUUCGGUUAUACAAGUGGACGAUGGAUUUGGGACGAAAAAGAGCAGCUUCGAGAGAGGUAUCAUGAAUUUGAUAUACUCGAACUGCAGAAAAUUGCCAUGGAGUCGGCAUCCUCUGAGUCCUGUGUCAAAUGUAAAGACGACAGUCAAAAGUAUAUCAGUCUGCUACUGUUUAUGCCCGCGUAA
Molecule: messenger RNA, 216 nt
Organism: Aspergillus tanneri
Lineage: Eukaryota; Fungi; Ascomycota; Eurotiomycetes; Eurotiales; Aspergillaceae
Product: Phosphotransferase enzyme
Exons: 2
Coding region: 1-216 (71 amino acids)
Source: RefSeq, a predicted model, not a curated record